Puccinia graminis f. sp. tritici CRL 75-36-700-3 is the source of this 1107-nucleotide messenger RNA. RefSeq lists its product as uncharacterized. The transcript has 2 exons. Lineage: Eukaryota; Fungi; Basidiomycota; Pucciniomycetes; Pucciniales; Pucciniaceae. The coding region runs from base 1 to 1107 and encodes 368 amino acids. The record is from RefSeq and is a predicted model, not a curated record.
AUGGAUCUGGAUGUCACUACCUCUGACCCUACCAAAAUUAUGGGCUCUGAUGAUGCAACAACACCACCGAGUUCCCCCCCACCCCCAAUCAUACUUACCAACGACGAUAAACGUGACAUUCUGGCAUCUCUGCUACAAGAGGGUUGGAAAGGACCAGAUAUCCUCAUAAUUCUUCAAGAAAAUUAUGGCUGGACUAUUUCCCUGCGUUCUCUCAGCCGACUCCGCCAAACGUGGAGCCUACGGCUCAAAGACCUUCCACCCCAGGAUUCUUUACUCCCUGCGACUCGUGCAAGUCUCAUUUCAGCACAUCGAAAUGGUUUGACAGUUUUCGAAAUGCGCUCCCAACUUCUGAGUGAAACAGGAAUGGAUGUCUCUACCCGCACUGUGGAGCGAUAUCUGAGGGUGCUUGGCUUGAAACAACGGCAAAAUGACUUAGCUGAUGGAAAGAUCACCAGGGAAGGGGUUGUCGAGCACAUCAGGCAUGCCCGUGAUGCACUUCUGGCAAACUCAGCUGGCUACCGAAGGAUGCGGCAGAUUCUGGUGACCAACUAUGGUCUCCAUGUACCUAGACAGGUGGUAUAUGACAUUCUCAAAGAGCUGGAUCCUGAAGGAAUGGAAAUGCGCCUUAAAAAGACAUGCAAAAGAAGAGUCUUCCGGACCAUUGGUCCCAAUCACAUCUGGGCUGCGGAUGGGCACGACAAAUUAAAGCGUUUUGGAAUCACGGUUUAUGGAUUUAUCGAUGCAUGGUCCAGAAAAGUUUUAGGAAUCUUUGUUCAUGUGACCAAUAAUGAUCCAAGGCAUAUAGGAGUAUACUUUCUCCGAUUGGCCAGGGAUCAUGGGGGAAUACCACAAAAAGUGACUACAGACAAGGGGACAGAAACCGUAAUCUUGGGUGCUUUCCAAGUCCAACUGUCCUACGAAUUCAUUCCAAAUAUAUCCCUUGAAGAGGCCAAGAAACACAUGCAUUAUACCAAGUCCACCCACAAUCAGAAAAUUGAAUCAUUAUGGUCAAGAAUGAUGACAGAGCACAACAGGCCAGUGAUUGAUAACAUUUUGCAACACAUGGAAAAUGGGAGUUAUGAUGACAGUGAUGCAUUACAAAAGUAA